Molecule: messenger RNA, 1677 nt
Organism: Trifolium pratense (red clover)
Lineage: Eukaryota; Viridiplantae; Streptophyta; Magnoliopsida; Fabales; Fabaceae
Product: boron transporter 4-like
Exons: 10
Coding region: 1-1677 (558 amino acids)
Biological process (GO): monoatomic ion homeostasis; transmembrane transport; monoatomic anion transport
Cellular component (GO): plasma membrane
Molecular function (GO): solute:inorganic anion antiporter activity
Source: RefSeq, a predicted model, not a curated record
AUGUAUACCUACUUGUACAACUUUGCAAAAAAUAAGGAUGACUUGGGACAGGAACUCUUUUUGGCUUGGGCUGGAUGGGUUUGUGUAUGGACAUCUCUGUUGCUGUUUCUGCUAGCAAUAUUCAAUGCUGGCAAUAUCAUCAACAGAUUUACAAGGGUUGCUGAAGAGCUUUUUGGCAUGCUGAUUUCAGUCUUGUUCAUUCAAGAGGCUAUUAAGGGAAUGAUAAAAGAGUUUAGUGCUCCUAAAAAUGAAAACUCAACAUUAGAGCAUUACCAAUUUCAUUGGCUCUAUGUGAAUGGCUUAUUAGGUAUUAUAUUCACAUUUGGCCUUCUCUAUACAGCAUUGAAGAGCAGAAGAGCAAGAUCAUGGUUAUAUGGGACAGGUUGGUUGAGAAGCUUUAUUGCAGACUACGGUGUGCCUUUCUUGGUGGUAGUAUGGACAGUUGUGUCCUUCUCUGUGCCAAGCAAAAUACCUUAUGAAAUUCCAAGAAGACUAGUUGCUCCCCUGGCUUGGGAAUCUACAUCUUUACACCAUUGGACAGUUAUACAAGAUAUGGGGAAGGUUCCUCCAACAUAUAUAUUUGCUGCAUUUAUUCCUGCAUUGAUGGUAGCAGGGCUUUACUUCUUUGAUCAUAGUGUUGCUUCUGGGCUGGCACAACAAAAGGAAUUCAAUCUCAAGAAACCUUCUGCAUACCAUUAUGACAUAUUCUUACUAGGAUGCAUGGCUUUGAUAUGCGGACUACUUGGCUUGCCUCCUUCAAAUGGUGUUUUGCCUCAAUCUCCUAUGCACACAAAGAGCCUUGCAGUUCUUAAGGGUCUGAUGAUCAGAAGAAAGAUGGUUGAAAGUGCCAAGGAAAGUAUAAGAAAGAAAGCCAGCAACUCUGAAAUAUAUGGAAAGAUGGAAGCAAUAUUUGUAGAAAUGGACAGCAGCCCAGUUACUUCUGUGGAAAGAGAAUUGGAGAACCUAAAAGAGGUAGUCCUAAAAGGUGAAGAUAAAGGAGACAACAAGAAGGAUACAUUUGACCCUGAGAAGCAUAUUGAUGCAUGUUUGCCUGUUAGAGUAAAUGAGCAAAGAAUGAGCAAUCUUUUACAAUCAGUCUUUGUUGGAGCAUCAGUAUUUGCUAUGCCUGUCAUAAAAAAGAUUCCAACUUCUGUUUUGUGGGGAUACUUUGCUUACAUGGCCAUUGAUAGUCUUCCUGGUAACCAAUUCUGGGAAAGGAUAUUACUUCUCUUUGUAACACCUAGUAGGUGGUUCAAGUUAUUAGAAGGUCACCAUGCUUCUUUUGUGGAAUCAGUACCAAUUAGAAACAUAGUAUUCUUCACAAUAUUCCAAUGUGUGUAUUUCUUGGUUUGUUUUGGAGUAACAUGGAUUCCAAUAGCCGGAAUCUUGUUUCCGUUGCCUUUCUUUUUCCUGAUCUUGGUGAGGCAAUAUAUCCUUCCUAAGCUGUUUAGUCCUCAUCAUCUAAGAGAACUAGAUGCAGCUGAAUAUGAAGAAAUCGCUGGUGCUCCAAGACUCUCUGUAAGUGCAUCCAAUAGGGAUUCACCUAGUUUUGGAUCGAUGGAAGUGUCUGAUAGUGAAAUAUUAGACGAAUUAACUACCAACAGAGGAGAGUUGAAGGUCAGAAGUCUAAGCUUUAUAGAGGAAAGACAUGGUCAAGUAAGUGGUUACUACAAUUGA